GGCGGCAUUUGGAACUCGCUUCGGCAGUAUAUAUAUUGUGGGCGAGCAGAAGGCAUCAGAAGCCACUACCUCACUUCGACUCCACGAUGAAGCUUACGCCGCUGCUGCUGGUGCUCGUGCUGGCCGUGUCUGCGGUCCUCGGCCUGCCUGACCCACACAAGAAGAAGGGUGGUUUCGGUGGUGGUAAGAAGUUCGGCAAGAAGUUCGGUGGCUUCGGCGGAGGAAUAAUUCACCGUCCCAUUCACGUCAUUCCUGUACCAGUCUUCCACGGCGGUGGCUACGGCAAGGGCUUCGGAGGAGGGUUUGGAGGCGGCUUCGGAGGCGGCUUCGGAGGAGGUUUUGGAGGCGGCUUCGGAGGUGGUCGCGGCUUCGGUGGCGGCUAUGGAGGCUACGGACGGUAGACUCGUCUACUGGGAGUUGAGAGUUGGUCUGGGAAGAUUGCCGUUGUGGAGAGUCUUCCCAGAAUGUAAACUUUCACGUGUCCCUGUUCCGUGACGCUAGACAUGAUGUGUGAUGUAAUUCACGUGUCAAAACUCACCAGUAUUCACUUCAUUUUACACUCUUUUGUUUAUUUUAAUCCAUGAUCACGAAUAUUUUCUUUUCAUCUUUUGAUUGCGUUUUUUACUACUUUGUAAAUAAAAAAAAGUUUAAUAAACUUAGAAAAA
Messenger RNA from Procambarus clarkii (red swamp crayfish), 665 nucleotides. RefSeq names its product glycine-rich protein 3. Lineage: Eukaryota; Metazoa; Arthropoda; Malacostraca; Decapoda; Cambaridae. The record is from RefSeq and is a predicted model, not a curated record.